Messenger RNA from Spinacia oleracea (spinach), 918 nucleotides. RefSeq names its product protein FAR1-RELATED SEQUENCE 5-like. The coding region runs from base 1 to 918 and encodes 305 amino acids. The transcript is spliced from 3 exons. Lineage: Eukaryota; Viridiplantae; Streptophyta; Magnoliopsida; Caryophyllales; Amaranthaceae. The record is from RefSeq and is a predicted model, not a curated record.
AUGUUAAUUCAGAGAGGAGAAGAAGAUCCAACAUUUUUUUAUCGAGUAAAGUUGAAUGAGGAAAAUCAAGUAAUAAGCAUGUAUUGGAGGGACAAAAUGAUGCGAGAAGACUAUGAUGUAUAUGGUGAUGUGUGUGUGUUUGACACAACUUUCAGAACAAACAAAUACAAUUUAGUUUGUGCACCGUUUGUAGGUGUCAACAACCAUUGGAGUAAUGUGAUGUUUGGUUGUGCUUUUAUUGCUGAUGAGAAGACAAACACUUUAGUGUGGCUAUUGGAAGCAUUUCUGGAGUCUAUGGGAGAAAAAGAACAUAUAACUAUCUUUACAGAUCAAGAUCAGGCAAUGGCAAAUGCUAUUGAACAAGUGUUUCCUAAUACCAGACACAGAUUAUGCUUAUGGCACUUACAAAAUAAUGUUGUGUCAAGAUUUGGAGACUUAAAAGCUGACAAUACAUUCAAAGACACAUUCAAGAAGUGCUUAUAUCGUUGUUACAAUGAAAAAGAAUUUGAAACCACUUGGAGUGAGAGCACUAACAAUGCAAUUGGAUUUAAAGGCAACAAAUCCACUUCACUAACAGAAUUCUUUAACAUUUUUGGAGAAACAGUGGAUCGUUGGAUGUAUCAAGAAGAUCAAAACGAAUAUGAUUGUGGAAAUUCUUUUCCUAAAUCUGGUUUUCCAAUGGUUGGAAUGAUAAAACACGCGGAAAAUGUUUACACACUCACAUUGUUUAGAGAUUUCGAAAAGGAAUUCAAGUAUGCAAUGGUUUGCAUCUCAAAUGUUUACUACAUCAAUGGAAAUUUCUUUGGUUACAAAGUGCAACUUGAAUCUUGGCCAGAGCAUACUGCCAAAUAUGUAGCAUUUGAUCCAACAACGAAUUCCAUUAAAUGCACUUGCAGGAACUUUGAAGAAUCGGGUUAG